This is a messenger RNA of Zingiber officinale, 1375 nucleotides long. Its product is annotated as tetraspanin-2-like. The record is from RefSeq and is a predicted model, not a curated record. Gene Ontology annotation, biological process: auxin-activated signaling pathway. The coding region runs from base 2 to 790 and encodes 262 amino acids. The transcript is spliced from 2 exons. Gene Ontology annotation, cellular component: plasma membrane; plasmodesma. NCBI's taxonomy places the organism in Eukaryota, Viridiplantae, Streptophyta, Magnoliopsida, Zingiberales, Zingiberaceae.
CAUGGCCACUGCUCGCAACGCCUCCCACGGCUCCACUACUGCCCUCCUCAACUUCGUCGCCCUCCUCUGCUCCAUCCCCGUGAUCGGUGCCGGCAUAUGGCUGUCCUCGAAGCAGGACAACGAGUGCGUCCACCUCGCCCGGUGGCCCGUCGUCAUCCUCGGCGUCCUCCUCCUCCUCGCCUCUCUCGCCGGCUUCGUCGGCGCCUACUGGAACCGGCCCGCGCUCCUCGCCGCUUACUUCUCCUGCAUGGCUGCGCUCAUCGUCAUCCUCUUCUCCCUCGUCGCCUUCGCCUACGCCGUCACCGCCCCCGACGGGUCCUACGCCGUCCCCGGCCGCGCCUACCGCGAGUACCGCCUCGCCGGCUACUCCGACUGGCUCCGCCACUACGCCCUCGCCCGGUGGCCGGAGAUCCGUCUCUGUUUAAGUGCGUCCGAGCUCUGCCGGGAGAUCGGCCGGGACCGACCGUACCUCACCGCCUAUCAAUUCUUCCACACCGAACUCUCCCCUCUCCAGUCCGGUUGCUGCAAGCCGCCGGCAGUGUGCGGAUACGAGUACGUGAACCCGACGCUGUGGGUGAACCCGAGCGAGCCAGUGGCGAGCUCGGAUUGCCUGAUGUGGAGCAGCGAGGACGGCCGCCUCUGCUACGACUGCGCCUCCUGCAAAGGCGCGUUGCUGGGGAGCCUCCGAUCCGAGUGGCGCAGGGCCGCAGUCGUCCUCGUCAUCGCCGCCGUCCUCUUCGUCUGGGUCUACGCCUUCGCCUGCUGCGCCUUCAACACCACCCGUAAGUAGUAGCAGCGUUCUUUCAGCUGGUUUUUCGUUGCCUCAAUAAAUAGAAUCCACACCAACUCGAACGGUGCAGUAGUAUUUAUUUACCUAUUUUGAGUUGUACCUAACAAAUAUAUAAAAAUUAAAAGAACCUUCUAAAUAAUAUAAAUCGUCAAGAAAAAAAAAACAAUUCAUCAACUAUUUUGUAUCUAAAUAGUACAACAAAAAAAAUUACCUUCAUCCUCCUGUCCAAAACUUGAUAAGAUGAAUAUUAAAAAUGUGACAUUCACGUUGAUUUUCUAUAGAUUUCACUCCAACCUAUAAUACAAAUGGUAUCAGUGUCGAGUCAGGAAAGGGAUCUCCGACGAUGAUCCUUCGACGUACAAAUCAGUCUCCGACGAAUAAGAAAAAGAAAGGAGCGGAGCAACAAAAAGGCUGUAGUGCAACAGUAAAAUAUCGCAUACUUCCGUUGAUGUUUGGACUCCCCUUUAUAUAGAGCUCUGGUAGCGUGUGUGUACGUUUCUCAAGGCAAGCAUGCAUCUCAAAGUUUUUCCUUGAAAAGAUCUGUCAAUAAAGUAUCUUUGACAUAGUACCUUAACGGUUCAAGCA